AUGACAGCCCCGUGUCAAAGCCGUUCAAUUGCUCAUGAGCAGACAGACGUACUCUCUGUGAUACAUGAUCUCCAUGAGCCGCAUCUCCAGUCACCGCCGGACGAACACCGACGUCACCAGGCACCGCCUCCUUUGAUCCUCGUCGAAGGUUUCAUGUGCGCUGCCUCGUCGCUGAUAUGGGGCGACUUUCCGCAAGAGUUGGCCGCGGGUGCAGCGCACCAACGGUCGAGCUGGAAGCGAGAGGGACGCAAGAUUUUCUGGGCUCCUAUCGGACCAGUUUCAUCCCUGCAUGAUCGAGCAUGCGAGCUCUUCUACUCCUUGCACGGAGGAACGGUGGACUAUGGCGAAGCUCAUGCUCAAGAGCAUGGCCAUUCGAGAUGGGGCCGACGCUAUCCUCCGGCGUCAGAAGGUGGCGGAUCGUAUCCGCAGUGGUCCGAAAAGCAUCCUGUGCACAUGGUCGGCCACUCGCUGGGGGGCGUCACCAUUCUCAAACUUCGACAGCUGCUCCUGACAGGCUUUUUCGAUCAGCAACUUGGCAUCAUCACCCCUCUUGGAACAUUAUCGCAGGCCGCUGGGCUUAUCAGAUCCAUCACGACCGUCUCUUCUCCUCUGCGCGGCACACCUCUCGUAUAUCUGCUCGGCGAACAACCAACUGCCUCUCCCCAGGUUCGAUUUUUGAGUUUCGGUGAUGUACUGGCCAAGAGCGUGCACGUAGCUGUGUGGCUUCGAGCGCACAGUGCCAGCAUCAGAAAACUUCUGCCCGACCCCCAAGCAGAUGCUUGGCAUUUUGCGGGAGCGAAUAAAAAGGAAAGAGAGGACGACAUUGAAAACGCUUCACCUGAACAAGGGACUUCUGCCUCGUCACAUGCUUGGUCCUUUCGCUCAUUGUGGGGCUUGCCUACCUUGGCACAACAACUGUGGAAGAGCGAUUGGGCCGAAGGCCGUGAUUGCGCACCCUGGGAUUGCACCUUGGCGGAGCGAGCCAGGUGUGAGCAGCGUGAAGUUGGCUGGCUCCUCGCCAGCCAUCAAAGCACUCAAGAUUUGGCUUCGCAGCUGCCAGACUGCUGGUUCCGCAGUUAUGCAGCGUACAUGACGGAGCCUUACCCUUCCUCAAGUGACCCAUCAGGGGCGCCUCGUCACCGCCCAACAUCUGUCUUCAACACAUCUCUCUCGGCAGCCAUCUUUAACAUCACCUCGAAGCAGAUUGGAGCCUUUGAUUACCACAAUGCGCGACCAUCCCGGCUCUUUGGAAAAUCGCAUGUGCCGUCGAGAAGCGGGCUCGAUGCAGAAAGCGGCUCGACUCGUGGAUCUACCUCCCAAGAAGGUGCCGAGAAGGAUGAGCAGGGCAGCGCACUUCGCGUGGAAGCGUCUGAAGCGCGUUACUGCGCCGACACCCCUACAAACCCAGCGCACAGAAUGGAUGAGGAGGAGGAAGAGGACUGGUACGCAAAUGACGGAGUCGUGCCUCUCGCUUCGCAGUAUCAUCCUGGCAUGUGCGGCGCAAACACCUGCGCGCACUAUCAAAGUCUACCCAGUCCGCACCUGAAUCCCGCUUCUAAGCUUGACGCUGUCGUUGCAGAUGCUCGACGCCGGCCAGCCCUUGCACGACUGAUGAGCGCUGGUGAUGCAGCUUGGCGACAGGUGCGGGGCACGAACGCGAACACCAACGGACGGGCUACUCGGAGUUCCAGCGGCGUCGAUCCAACGUGCUCUGCCUUGCCAGUCGCAGGAUCGGACAUGAGCACAAUGCCGAACCGGUGGCAUGUAUACACGCUCAAGGAUGCCACUCACGCCAGUCUCUGUCCGAUCUGGAAUGGCGAUGCGCGACAAAGACACUUUUGGAGAGGUCUGGGUGCAUGGCUGGCCGAUGUAGAUGCAAUGGUCGCGCAGAAGAGCUGAGUCGGAUCUGGAGUGGAAGUUGAGGUUCGAGCACUUCUCGUUCAGCCCUUUCCCACGCGCGCUCCAACCUCGCGAUUGUUCAAUCAUCCGCGCCCCUGCUCAAAGGUGCAACUCGAAUUGCUCCACAUAUAACAUACCCUUGAUACCCUGUGCACUACUUGCUAACUCUUCGAAUCAGAGGUUCCCUUGCAUGUGAACAUCAAAAUGAAUAUGGAACGCGUCUG
Molecule: messenger RNA, 2123 nt
Organism: Ceraceosorus guamensis
Lineage: Eukaryota; Fungi; Basidiomycota; Exobasidiomycetes; Ceraceosorales; Ceraceosoraceae
Exons: 2
Coding region: 1-1899 (632 amino acids)
Source: RefSeq, a predicted model, not a curated record